UUUUUGGUCUUCAUUAUCUAUGGUGUGUGAUUAAAAUGGUUGACAGGUUAAUAAGAGAUUGCGGCUGUAAAGGUGUGAGGACUUGUUUGGUUUGCGAGAAAGAAUAUAAUCUUCCGAAAAAAGAGUAUACCUCUUUGAAAGAACAUAAGAAGACAUAUGUAUACUGUCCAUCUUGCAAUAAGGCUUGGCCUGGUUGGGAUGUGAAUGCCACCAAUCACCCAAUUCAUACGGGCGAACCUUUAGAUUUCCAGGGAAUAUUCAUACAGGAGAAUUUUAUUACUCCAGCUGAAGAAAGCUUACUAAUUGAAGGAAUUGAUAAUAUUCAAUGGGAGAAGUCUCAGAGUGGCAGGAGAAAGCAGAAUUAUGGCCCUAAGUGCAACUUUAAGAAGAAAAACCUGAAGGUGGGUGAUUUUAAUGGAUUUCCUGAAUUUUCAAAAUUUGUUCAGGAUAAAUUUAAAAAUGUUGAUAUGUUAAAGAACUACCAGACGAUUGAGCAGUGCUCCCUCGAGUAUGAUGCAGAUAAAGGUGCUUCUAUAGACCCUCACAUUGAUGACUGCUGGGUUUGGGGUGAGCGUAUCGUCACUGUCAACUUGCUGGAAGAUUCAGUCCUCACAUUGACUCCAUAUCAUGGAGAACUCUCCCGGUACAACUUAUCAGAUGUUGAGUCUUAUCCCCCAGUGCUUGAUAGAAAUGGUCAAGUCAUAGAAGAUGAAGUUGAAAACUGUAGUUUGAACAUGUAUAACCUUCAAAAUCAACAUGACGUAGUAAUAAGGGUUCCAAUGCCAAGAUAUUCUUUGUUGGUUAUGUUUGGGUUUGCCAGGUAUGUUUGGGAACACUGUGUGUUACGUGAGGACAUCAUCAAACGAAGAGUAUGUCUGGCAUACAGAGAAUUCACUCCGUUGUAUCUUAAAGGUGGUCACUAUGAGAAGAUAGGUCAAGAAAUAAUUACUAAGGCUCAGCAGUUUUGGAACCAUAAAAAGAAAACAUCUUAACAUUUUGGUUUUGGUUAAAGAUAAUUUUUUUUUCAGAACUAUAAAUUAUUGUGAAAAUUAAGUUAACUGGUUCAAGCCGUACAAC
Molecule: messenger RNA, 1077 nt
Organism: Bacillus rossius redtenbacheri
Lineage: Eukaryota; Metazoa; Arthropoda; Insecta; Phasmatodea; Bacillidae
Product: alpha-ketoglutarate-dependent dioxygenase alkB homolog 4
Exons: 4
Coding region: 36-992 (318 amino acids)
Biological process (GO): demethylation
Molecular function (GO): oxidoreductase activity; demethylase activity
Source: RefSeq, a predicted model, not a curated record